This is a messenger RNA of Coregonus clupeaformis (lake whitefish), 1113 nucleotides long. RefSeq lists its product as uncharacterized. NCBI's taxonomy places the organism in Eukaryota, Metazoa, Chordata, Actinopteri, Salmoniformes, Salmonidae. The record is from RefSeq and is a predicted model, not a curated record. The transcript is spliced from 4 exons. The coding region runs from base 21 to 1043 and encodes 340 amino acids.
GCCUUGACCAGUUGCCUGACAUGAGCGCUGCCGAUGAGAUCACAAGGACAGAAUCCCAUACCUCUAUCGCAAUGGACGAGACAGGUUCACGGUCAACGCUUGUGAGCCAACAAGAAAUAAACAUAUCUGACACCAAUAUCAUAGUGAAAACUAUAAUGGGCACAUUGAAGACGGACGACCCAGAGAUGACUUCAGCAGAAGAAAAUCUGGAUAGGCUCCUGUCAGUUGAAGCCCUUCAAGGUGCGUCUGGCAACCUGAUCGCAAAGGUCCAUGGUCUCAUUCAGGAGAUAACCAUAAACCGCCAGCUUCAAUCCAUGGUUGGCCACAGAAGCCUCUCUCAACCAGCGCUGCCUAAACCAGCCCUGAGGAAGCUGUCAAAGGACGAUGCCUCAGAGCUCAUUUACAACUUUGCCCAGACUUCUGUUAGGAGACUCCUGGGGCAGUGUAUGGGAAGGCCUAUGCCACCAUCGGCUGAAAUGGUUUUGGAUCAGGUCAUCAAGUUGAUGACAGACGUGGUGAUGGACAGCCUGACUUAUGUGUCCAAGUCUACAAUGGAGGAUGACACCAGCAAUGCCACAAGUGACAUCACUCAUGGUGUUGUAGCUGACCUUAAUGCUACUGAGGAAUUCCCUGCCAGGAGCCUUAGCCCGGCUGAUGUAAAGGCUGACGGCAUGGCCCGCCUUCCCUCUGCCAGAGGGGAAGAGACUAAGAAGAACAGGAAGUGGCGUUUCCUACCGAAAAUGCAUAAGUUUCCAAAGAUCAUGAUUAAGCUGUUCAAGACAAAAGGGGAACCGAAGAGACACCCUGAACAGGAUGCACUGCCUACCAAACGUCUCAGAGAGACUCAUAUUUCACAGGAUGCUGAGUGUGAGGUUCCAGAGGUUCCAUCCACUCCCCCACCCAAGGAGGACCUGACAACCACACCGGCCCCUGCUCCCCAGGAGUCCCAGUCCCGUAAACGCCCACUCAUAGUCAGGGUGUUACACGCUCUCUCCAGAGCCAUCUCCAAACCAUUCAGAGGAGCUUCUGGGAAGAAGAAUUAGCCAAAUGCCUGAUUUUAUUAAUAUGAUAUUUUAAUCAGAGCCUUUAUUUAAUAAAACAUUACUGCAUUGA